Messenger RNA from Ipomoea nil (Japanese morning glory), 2313 nucleotides. Its product is annotated as MDIS1-interacting receptor like kinase 2-like. Bases 1 to 2313 code for a protein of 770 amino acids. The record is from RefSeq and is a predicted model, not a curated record. Gene Ontology annotation, molecular function: protein binding. The transcript is spliced from 2 exons. Lineage: Eukaryota; Viridiplantae; Streptophyta; Magnoliopsida; Solanales; Convolvulaceae.
AUGAGAAAACCUGCAUAUAAACUAUUAUUGUUGCUUACUAUUAAACACCUCUUAUCUCUUCAUCUUUCUUUUGCUUACCCUAUUUCCAAUACUACAAACACCAAUCCAUUUUUGCCUGCAAAUCAUGAUCUGCAAGUAGGUGCUCUUUUAACUUGGAAGUCCAGUCUUGAUGGCAAAAGCCAACAAGUACUUUCAUCAUGGGCUGGUAGCAAUCCAUGCAAAUGGAUUGGAGUCACUUGUAAUGGAGAUGAGAGUGUUAUAAGCAUGAAUCUUUCUGGUUACGAUUUAAGAGGUACUCUUCAAGAUUUGAAUUUCUCAUCCUUGUUCCAUUUGCAAAUUAUUGAUCUUUCUGAAAAUUCACUCAGUGGUAGCAUUUCUUUUAUUAAAGAUAUGCUCCAUUUCCGAAAUUUAACAAUUAUGCGUCUCAAUAGAAAUUGGUUUACGGGUCCAAUUCCUCCCGAGAUUGGAUAUUUAAAUUCGCUAGUAGAUUUGGAAUUGAACUCGAACAACCUCACGGGUCAAAUUCCUAUUUCUAUAGGGAACUUGCAAGAUUUAACGAUUCUACAUCUUCAUACAAAUCAACUUUCAGGUCACAUUCCUCAAGAAAUUUGUUUAUUGACGUCCCUUAUUGAUUUAGAAAUGGGUUUUAAUAAUCUCAUUGGUCAAAUCCCUACUUCAAUUGGAAAUUUAAAAAAUUUAAGGGAGUUGUAUCUCAACAAAAAUGGACUCUCUGGUAGCAUUCCUGCUACCAUUGGAAAUUUGACGAAUUUGAGGUAUUUGGUCUUAUUUUCCAAUAACUUCAAUGGUCAAAUUCCUAUCUCUUUGGGAGGUCUGACAAAUUUAGAAUCAAUUAUUCUCAAUGAUAAUGAACUUUCUGACCGUAUUCCCGAAGAAAUUGGAUUGUUAUCCUCUCUUGUCGAACUAGAUGUGUCCUCAAAUUAUUUGUUUGGUCAAAUACCUAGUUCAGUUAGAAACUUGACAAAAUUGUAUAGAUUUUCUCUAUUUUUCAAUGAACUUAGUGGUCACCUUCCAUCAGAACUAAAUAAUAUUAGUGCAAAACUCAUUCUUUUUCAAAUAGGUGGUAAUCAUUUCUCAGGUCCUUUGCCAGAGAAUUUAUGCCUUGGUAAGUCACUAACCUAUUUCUCAGUUGUGUACAAUAACUUUAGUGGAAACAUUCCCAAAGGAAUAAAAAACUGCACAACCCUCCAAAGAGUUAGGCUUGAAUAUAACAAACUCUCCGGAGACAUAUCUGAAGAUUUUGGAAUAUAUCCAAACCUAAAUUACUUUGAUUUGAGUUCCAAUAACUUCCAUGGCCAGCUAUCUUCAGACUGGGGUCUUUGUUCAAAGCUAGCAGCUUUGAAGAUUUCCAGAAAUAGAAUUUCUGGGAAUAUCCCACCUGAACUUGCAAAUGCAUCUCAUCUAGAAUUUCUUGAUCUCUCUUCCAAUGAACUUGUUGGGAACAUUCCAAAGAGUUUUAGUACUCUACAUUACUUGGGUGUUUUAAAGUUGGAUGACAACAAACUGUUUGGCAACAUAACAUUAGGAAUUGGGGAAUUGUCUUUGAUCACCGAGUUAAACUUGGGUGCAAAUAGGUUCAUUGGUUUUGUUCCAAAGGGCUUAAGAAGUUGUCAAAGGUUAACUGUGUUGAAUUUGAGUCAAAAUUUGUUAGAGGGUCGGAUUCCUUAUGAUAUAGGAAGCUUGCAGUUCCUUCAAAUUCUUGAUCUCAGUCAAAACAUGCUAACUGACAAGCUACCACAACAGUUUGGAGGAUUGUUAUCCUUACAAAGCUUGAAUGUUUCACACAAUAAGUUGUCGGGCUCCAUCCCAUCAAGCAUUGCUCAAUGUUUAGGUUUGGUUUCCAUUGAUGUAUCCUAUAAUGAGUUAGAAGGAAUGCUCCCAAACAACAAAGCAUUUGAAAAUGCUACAUUUGAAUCCAUAAGAAACAACAAAGGUUUGUGUGGCAACAUAGCUGGUUUGAAGCGAUGUUUUUCUGGAUCUCCUGAAAAGAAGACAGAUCAAGGCCACAAAACAACAAGUUUAGUCUUAAUCAUAGUGAUACCAAUUGGAGUUGUUGGUGUUGUUGCGAUGGUUGUUGUCAUAUGGUUGAUUCCACUAAAAAGGUGCAUCAAAGAAAUGCCAAGGGCAUCCAGUGAAAAUUUAUUCACAAUAUUGAACUUUGAUGGGAAUAUUGCAUAUGAAAGCAUAGUAGAAGCAACGGACAACUUUGAUUCAAGAUACUGCAUUGGAGUGGGAGGAUCUGGAAGUGUAUUUCGAGCUGAGUUAUCCAAUGGACUUGAAAAGUUUUUCAAAUGA